Messenger RNA from Vigna umbellata (rice bean), 2517 nucleotides. The record is from RefSeq and is a predicted model, not a curated record. NCBI's taxonomy places the organism in Eukaryota, Viridiplantae, Streptophyta, Magnoliopsida, Fabales, Fabaceae.
ACGCACUCAAUCUAUUUUCCAAUUUCGAUACCAUUUUCCCAGUUACUUUCCUCACCUAACCCUGCUACUACUUUUCAUACAUAUAAAUAAUCAUAAUUUUGUCCAUUCUUCCAACUCCAGCCACAACCAGUGGCAUAGCCCAGAGUUUUAACGUACUGUGCCUGCAUUCAAACAUACCCAGUUUCAUUUUUUAUUCUUAAAUCCAAUGUCUGAGGUUUGGAAGUAUUGAGUGGAAGAAUUUGAUGUUGGGGUGAUGGAUCUGGCAAAAAGCAAAGGUAGUGGUGAAGUUUUGGAUCAUGUUGAUGAAAGGGUGGGUGAGGAUUUGAACCAAUUGGUUGAAGGAAAUGCAAUUGAUGCAGGAGGUGGACAUAGGUUGGAUGAAAGAGUUAGUGUAAGUGGGGAAGAUGAGACUACAGACCAGAUGUGUAAUGGUCUUGGUUUGAAUGUGGAGCUAAAGGAGGGGCUGCAAGAAGUUAAUGAUCAGAACCUGGUUGGACCUCAAGAAAUUAAUGAUACAUUACAUGGGGUUGAUCAAGGAACCAGUUAUAGUUCAAGAAAUUUGGUUAGUGGGGAAGUACCUGAGACUUGUGUUGUAAUAGAUCCUUCCGCACAGAUUGAUUGUGUCAGUGGAGAAAAUAGGAAAUUGGAAGCAAAACCUAAUGAUUCAGGCUUGAGCAAGGUGUCCAAGAAAGUGACAAAAGGGGUGUCUGACAUAGAUAAAAAUUCAUGUGUGAUUGAUAUAAACCGUGGCAGCUGCGACGGUUUUAGUGAAAAUCUGGAAGGUGAAUUGAUUUGUAGGAUUUGCCAUCUGGCCUCUGGGCAACCAUUAGAAGCAGAAGCUGUUGGCACUGUAAGUAGUGCUACAACUACGAAUACAGAUUUGAUUCAGCUUGGUUGUGCUUGUAAAGAUGAAUUAGGCAUUGCUCACAGUCAUUGUGCUGAGGCAUGGUUCAAGAUUAAAGGAAACAGUUGGUUAUUGCAUGUAGCUCGUUGCCGUUUCACUUUUCGCUGGUUACAUCGCUAACUGGAGAACCAAUAUCAUCCUUUUGCACCCUGACACAUGGAGUUUUUAGUAGUAAUUGACUUCGACGAAGGGUGAGUUGGGCAAAUGCAUCCACAGACACUCAGUUGGUUUUCCUUCUGAGGUAUUAGCUAAUAGCUUGGCUUCUGUUGGUUGCGAGCUGAGGUUAAUUGACAUCCAAAUUCCAAAUAAUGGCACCAGGUCUUAGUUUGGUAUAGUUGCAUAUUUUUCAUGUUGAUGCCUAGUAAAGAAAAAAUGCUUUUGUCUCCAUGAAGUUUCUUUGAAUCCUAUGUUUCUCUUUUCAGCUUAUAUGUGCGGAAUGAACUUGGAAAAAAGAAGUUUAUACUUCCAUCUCCUAUAAAAGAAUAAUAUAUAGCAAUGUACCUCCUAAUCCUUUCUGUUUUCUUCCAUGGUUCCACCCCUUCCUAUAGAAAGAAAGAAAAAAUUGUAUUCAUAGAAGAUUGUUUGCCAGAAAGAUUGUCUUUCGUCUGUAACGAUUUCCAUGAUGAUUCAGAAUGUGGCCAUAUUUCACAUUUAAAAUAAUUGCUAUUGGUUCUUAGAGAAGAAACUCUGGUGGUAUGGUGCCAAUGUGACUUUCACCAAUUUCACUAAUUAGUGACCUGUCCCCUUAUAAACCCUUCUCUUGCUUGCUUUCCUUUAGUUACGGCAUCAAUUUGUAAUCUAUGUAUUUUUAUGGAUCCACACCAAAUUAGUGAAAAACUCAAGAUAAUCUUUUGGUGCUGUUGCAAGUAUAAUGGUGAACCCAAGAGGCCAUAGUGCAAGACUGAUUGGUGGAACCUAGAUUAUUUUGGUGUUCUUUUUUUGGGUCGAGGGUGGGGAAGGUUCUGUCGUUGCAUAUUAAUGAGUCUAAUCUAACAAAUAAUAUGAGAAGCUCUCUCCACUUGCCUUCUAUCUAGAGCUUUGUCAAAGUCGCAGUUACUAUUUCAAAAUUGUUUACAUCAAAAUUCAAAUUAUGAAAUGAUUGUUCAGAUGUAUGCUCAAUUCAAAUUUUUGCGGUUCUCGUUUCAACUGCUCCUGUUGAAGAACGGUCCGAAAAUACCAUUGGUUUGGGUAACAUAACUCAAAUAUGUGUUUGAAAUCACUCAUGCAUGUACCUCUGUCCUUUUAAGACCCUUCAGAAUUUGAAAGCCAUUGGGCCCUUACUCAUCAGAGUCAAGUUGGGUGAACCAAUGGGGUUGGGUGGGGGAACCUAUAUCAGUAAUUGUUUUUCCCAUUCACAUCUUAAUAUACUUGCAGCUUAUUCUUUUUUUAAGUCUGAAUAUCUUUGUUGCUUAUAGAACUGAGACAGAAGAGUUUACGCGUGCUUUUUGCAAACGUUUACAUUUUUUUAUCUGAAAAUUGCAAACAUUUACAUGGUUAUAAGAAUGUUAUCACCGAUCAUGGUAGAUCUUGUUUAAAAUGCAAACUAGUACCGAGGUUCCUGAGGUUCCUAUUGUUCUAUGUUAGUUCCUUCACGAUCUUUAAUAACCUUUCGU